Molecule: messenger RNA, 2481 nt
Organism: Telopea speciosissima
Lineage: Eukaryota; Viridiplantae; Streptophyta; Magnoliopsida; Proteales; Proteaceae
Product: probable disease resistance protein At5g66900
Exons: 6
Coding region: 37-2460 (807 amino acids)
Biological process (GO): defense response to fungus
Molecular function (GO): ADP binding
Source: RefSeq, a predicted model, not a curated record
UUUAGUAUUGGAAAGGGUUGGAGAGGAGGAGAAACCAUGUCUGGGCAGUUGCCAGUAGGAUUUCUUCUGGGUCCGCCUGCUCAAGAGUUGCAGAGAGUGAUUUCAGAUGUAAUCCUUAAAGCCCAUCAUUUCAAACACUAUCUGGAGCAGCUCCAAUCUACUCUAAAAACCAUUACUCCUCGAAUCAAAGAAAUAGAUCGUUUGAGUGCUGAAUUGACAGAUCACCAGAGACAAGAUAUAGUAAGACUGAAGGCUGAGUUAGUGAAGGGUCAAAAGCUUGUAAAGAAGUGUUCUUCUGUUCCAUCUUGGAAUUGCUUCAAGAGGUGUAGGCGUUCGAAAAAAAUCCUUAAAUUGGAUAAAACUUUGCUGCAGUUCUUUCAGAUUGAUGUUCCUGUUGAUAUCUGGCUCCACAAUAAACAGAUUCUGGUUGAUCUGAGAGAUAUGAUCACCAAAUUUGAUACGUUGAGUUUGAGAUCGGAGAGUUCGAGAUCGGAUAACUCCGGUCCUCAGAUCAGGGACAAGGUUUUUGGAUUGGACGUGCCUCUGAUGGAAUUGAAGAUGCAAUUGUUUAGAGAGGAUGUUAUGGUUCUAGGGCUGUGUGCUCCUGGUGGUUGUGGGAAAACAACGUUGGCUACCAUGCUCUGCCGAGACAGUGAUGUGAGAGACAGGUUCAAGAGCAUAUGCUUUCUUAGCAUUUCAAGCUCUCCUAACUUUAAAGCAAUAGUACAAAGAUUAUCUGAACAGAUGUUUCCAAAUGAUCCAGUCCCUCAGUUUCUAAGUGAUGAAGAAGCAUAUAUGAAGCUGGGAAACCUGCUGAUGCUGAGAGAACAACAGCCCAUAUUGUUGGUUCUUGAUGAUGUUUGGGAGGAUUCAGUUGUUGAGAAAUUUAUCUUCAGAACUGGAGGAUAUAAGAUUUUUGUUACAUCUAGAACUGAAUGUCAAGCAUUUGAUUGUAAAUAUUCUUUGAAAAUGCUCAGUGACGCAGAUGCCAUGACUCUCUUUUAUCACUCAGCUUUUCCUGGGAAUGGGAACAAUGGGAACUAUGAGGAGCCUGACAGAGAUCUUCAAAACAAGAUAGUGAGAGGUUGUAGGGGACUCCCACUGGCUCUUAAGGUGAUUGGCAAUUCAUUGCGUCAACAGCCUGUCGAAGUAUGGAAAAACACAGAGAGGAUGCUAACAAAUUGCUCCAUUUUCGAGUCCCACAGUGAUUUGCUCAGUUGUCUCGCUUCCAGUUUAGACUACUUAAAUAAGAAGGCUCAAGAAUGUUUUAUGGACUUGGGUUCGUUUCCUGAAGAUGAAAGAAUCCCUGCUUCCACUCUUAUAGAUAUUUGGGUUGAACUUUAUGACUUAGAUGAAGUUGAUGCUUACAUCAACCUCCUUGAACUUUCUACUCGAAAUCUUGUUAAUCUGAUCGAAAUAACAAGCGGAGAUGCUUGUCAGAUUGAUGGUAACUUGAAUGGGCUAUUUGUUACCCAGCAUGAUCUGCUUAGAGACUUGGCUAUCUACCGAAGCCGGCAGCAGGGUACAAGAUUAAUCAUGGAAAGAAGAGAAGACAGCAUUCCCAAGGGAUGGAGUGAAAAAGGGCACCAAUUUCAAAAUGCACGCCUUGUCUCCAUCUACACAGGUGAAAUGUUUAAAUCAAACUGGUGCAACAUGCAUUUUCCUGAAGUUGAGGUUUUAAUCCUGAAUUUCUCUGCAACUAAGUAUAUUUUACCCCCACUCAUGGAGAGAAUAGACAAGCUGAAGGUUCUGAUCAUCGUAAAUCAUGGGCGCUACUGUGCACAGCUGAGUUGUAUGAUAACACCUGGUUAUUUGUCUAAUAUAAAAAGAGUUAGAUUGGAAAAGGUUUUGGUCCCUUCCCUUAAUGAGAUCACGAUGCCAUUGAAAAACUUGCGGAAGAUUUCACUGUUCAUGUGUGAGGUUGACCAAGCCUUGAGGAGCUGCAACUUCAAUUUCCCUUACAUGUUGCCAAAUCUUGUGGAGAUCAAUAUUGACUCUUGCAAAGAUCUUGUGGAGUUGCCUAAUGGGCUCUGUGAUCUUGUCCACUUAAAGAAGCUCAGCAUAACCAACUGUCAUGAAUUACUUGCACUACCCCAGGGAAUUGGAUGCAUGAGAGAUCUAGAAGUGUUGCGGUUGAAUGCCUGUACAGGAUUGGUAGAGUUACCUAACUCAAUACAAAAACUCCAGAAGCUAAGGUUUCUUGAUAUAGCAGACUGUUUGAACAUGGAGAGGCUGCCUGAAGGGAUGGGUGAGUUUCAUGGUUUGGAAAAGCUAGACAUGAGACAGUGCUUGGGACUGAGGGAAUUGCCUAAUUCAGUGAUGAAUCUUAUGGAUUUGAAGGAAGUAAUCUGUGAUGAUGAGACCGCUAAUCUUUGGGAACCUCUCCAACAGGAUUUAAGUAAACUGAAAAUCACAGUGCCUAAAGACAUCAACUUGUCUUGGCUUGGAGUUGAUCUUUAAAGGGAUUAAAAUCCUCUCCAA